AUGGCUGCGACGGCUGGGGAUUCUCCUUCGCUCGCUGUCUCCUCUUCCCGGCCGUCGGGUGAUGCCGACGCGGGGUCCCCUCACAUAGCGGCGCUGAUCCUGGCUCGAGGCGGCAGCAAAGGAAUCCCUCUGAAGAACAUUAAGCUCCUGGCUGGCGUUCCGCUGAUUGGCUGGGUACUGAGGGCAGCGCUCGACUCCGGCGCCUUUCAGAGCGUGUGGGUUUCCACAGAUCAUGAUGAAAUUGAGAAAACUGCCAAACAGUUUGGAGCCCAGGUCCAUCGGAGGACCUCUGAAGUGUCUAAAGAUUCCUCUACUUCUUUGGACACCAUUGUGGAGUUUCUCCAAUAUCACGAGGAGGUUGAUGUUGUAGGAAACAUCCAAGCAACUUCCCCGUGCCUGCAUCCCACCGACCUCACCAAAGUGGUCAAAAUGAUCCGGGAGGACGGCUUUGACUCGGUGUUUUCCGUUGUCCGGCGGCACCAGUUCAGAUGGAGUGAAAUUAAAAAAGGAGUCAGUGAAGUAACUGUCCCGCAAAAUCUGAAUCCUGCCAAGCGUCCCCGACGGCAGGACUGGGAUGGUGAACUAUAUGAAAAUGGAUCGUUCUACUUUGCCAAAAGGGCCUUAAUUGAAAAGGGAUAUUUGCAGGGUGGGAAAAUGGCCUACUACGAAAUGCGAGCUGAGCACAGUGUGGACAUCGAUGUUGACAUAGACUGGCCCAUUGCAGAGCAGCGGGUCCUAAGAUAUGGCUACUUUGGGAAAGAGACCUUAAAAGAAGUGAAGCUUCUGGUUUGUACCAUUGACGGAUGCCUCACCACCGGUCACCUCUACCUCUCUGAAGAUGGAAAAGAGAUGGUUUCAUAUGACGUCAGAGAUGCUGUUGGAAUAAGUAUGCUUCAGAAAAGAGGAGUCGAGGUGCGGCUGAUCUCCGAGCGGGUCUCUUCCGCCAAGGCGGUCUUCACCUCGAAGUUGGGCUGCACCCUGGAAGUCGGGGUGAUAGACAAGCUGGGUGUCGUGGAGAAAUGGCGGAAGGCCAUGGGGCUGUGCUGGAAGGAGGUUGCGUACUUAGGAAAUGAAGACUCGGAUGUGGAGUGUCUGAAGAAAGCCAGCAUGAGUGCCGUCCCUGCUGACGCUUGUCCGGCUUCCCAGAAAGCUGCAAGCUACAUUUGUCGAUGUAAUGGCGGCCGUGGCGCGGUUCGAGAGUUCGCCGAGCACAUCCUCCUUUUAAUGGAAAAGGUGAAUUCGGCGGGAAAAAACGUGGGGUGA
This is a messenger RNA of Protobothrops mucrosquamatus (brown spotted pit viper), 1263 nucleotides long. It is a transcript of the gene CMAS, whose product is annotated as cytidine monophosphate N-acetylneuraminic acid synthetase. Gene Ontology annotation, molecular function: N-acylneuraminate cytidylyltransferase activity. Lineage: Eukaryota; Metazoa; Chordata; Lepidosauria; Squamata; Viperidae. The record is from RefSeq and is a predicted model, not a curated record. The transcript is spliced from 8 exons. The coding region runs from base 1 to 1263 and encodes 420 amino acids.